Molecule: messenger RNA, 933 nt
Organism: Tachysurus fulvidraco (yellow catfish)
Lineage: Eukaryota; Metazoa; Chordata; Actinopteri; Siluriformes; Bagridae
Gene: emc4
Product: ER membrane protein complex subunit 4
Exons: 6
Coding region: 173-736 (187 amino acids)
Biological process (GO): protein folding in endoplasmic reticulum
Cellular component (GO): EMC complex
Source: RefSeq, a predicted model, not a curated record
UUGUGGUGUAGAUUUGGCAACCCUGUCGAGAAGACAGGUUGCUAAGAGCAGAGAAUCGAAGCUGUUGGAUCUAAAUACUGUUUAGAGAAUAUUAACGUUUACGGAGAGGAUUAUAUUCUAAUUAUAACCCUGUUUAAGUACAUACUAAGCUAUUCCAAGUAAAUUCUGAGUCAUGUCAUCGAUGGGAGGACAUGGAGGAGCUUUGUCCACUAAAGCCGCCGGACCGAAGAGGAUGAAAUGGGCUCUGGAGCUGAGUCUGGCCAACACCAGGACUCGAGGAGACCGGCAGCUUAAGGAUGGAGAAGUUAUGUAUCCUGUGGGCUACUCUGAUAAACCGGUCCCUGACACCAGCGUGCAAGAGGCAGACCGCAACCUCGUGGAGAAGAGAUGCUGGGAUGUAGCCCUUGGACCUCUGAAGCAAAUCCCUAUGAAUCUGUUCAUCAUGUACAUGUCUGGCAACACAAUUUCUAUCUUUCCCAUCAUGAUGGUGUGUAUGAUGGCUUGGAGGCCCAUUCAGGCGCUCAUGUCCAUGUCGGCCACCUUUAAACUGCUGGAAAGUUCGAGUCAGCAGUGGCUCCAGGGGACGGUCUACCUGAUCGGCAACUUGCUGGGCUCAGCGCUGGCCAUCUACAAGUGUCAGUCAAUGGGUCUCCUCCCAACGCAUUCGUCUGAUUGGCUCGCCUUUAUCGAACCUCCACAGAGGUUGGAGAUAAUGGGUGGAGGAUUGGUCCUGUGAGCCCUCAGAACCUCUUGUACACAUUUCUACACCCAAACCCUUUUCCUGUUUAACACCCAAAUUCAUUAAUUUAUGGCUGUUUAGAAUUCAAUCCUGUCUUUUUGUUGUUGUUUUUUUUGUUUUUCAUAUACUUCUGCUACAUAUAAACAAUGUCAUUACAAAAAGAUAUUUAAUAAACAUACUAAUUUUGAUUUUCA